Xyrauchen texanus (razorback sucker) is the source of this 3540-nucleotide messenger RNA. RefSeq names its product focadhesin (gene focad). Lineage: Eukaryota; Metazoa; Chordata; Actinopteri; Cypriniformes; Catostomidae. Gene Ontology annotation, biological process: regulation of post-transcriptional gene silencing. The record is from RefSeq and is a predicted model, not a curated record.
AUGUCACCAAUGCAACAGGCUGCCUUCACGCGUGGCCUGGUGAUGUUGCUCAGUGGAGCAGAAUCUGGAGCUUUCCUCACCCCUACAUCACAGUCCUGGAAAACCAUUCCAACUGCUGUUCCACUCUGCUCCAGGAGAUUGAUGACUUCAUUCAGCUCGCUGCAGAGACGUGGACAGUGUUACAGCAUUGUUGGAUUUCAUCUCAUUGAGUCUUUGACCUCACCUGUGCUCACUGAUCUGGGCUACUGGAGGAAGGAACUGACCCUCAUACAGCUUUUGUGUGCCUGUCAGCUCACCAAACUGAUUUUGCCUCUCAGCACUUGGUACAGUGAACUUCAGUUGGCCAGCAGCAUCUUACACUUAAUUUCCAUGGACUCCAUGUCUUCUGUGGAAUGGCUUUACUUCCUCCAGUCUUCACUCUCUGUCUGCAAGCAUGUCCCAGAUACUGUUUGUCUCCUGGUCGACCAUCUUAUAGUUGGCAGUCACGGGGACUGCUGCAGGUUAGCUAUGGACACAGCUGCCACCAUCGCUGAGAGCUGCAAAGGAAAAGGUAACUGUUUAGUGCCUGUCCUGAUGUUUAAACUGGGCAGAGUGUCUGAUUUAGCUUUGUCUCGCUCUGUCCUCUACAUUCUUCCAAGACUGGGAACACACAAGUUCUGUAUCCUGCAGGGUCUUCAUGUACUUCAGACUAUGUGUUGCUCACCCAAACUGAUACCUGUGGCUCUGCAGCUUCUCUCUCUCUUAUGAAAAAAAAAAAAAUUCGCUUCAUCUUUUGACCGUGUGUAUCCAGACCUGUUGAGACUGAUGUCACAGCUUGAAAGAUCCUCUAUGGUCACUGGUAAAGAGACUCAGUGGGAGCAGAUAUUGGCUAGGGCAGCCUGUGUCAGGGACAUCUGCAGGGAGAGGUCUUUCCAAAUGGGACAGAACAUACUAGCCGCCAUUACUGUGACAUUAACUCAGUUCUCCAGGAAGGAUCAGGCCACCCCAGCUGCUCUGGCACUGCAGGGCUUACAGGAGCUCUGUAGAGCUGAGGUAGUUGAUAUCAGCUCUAAAUGGAAAGAUCUCUCUCCUAAACUGUGCUGUUACACCAGACCAUUGGUCCUUAAUGCCACUGCUGAAGUGCUGGCAUUAGUACCUGCCUUGAAUGCCCUUGAAAUAUUCCUAACAGCUCUAGUGAGGCAAGAUAUGAGCCAAAUGCCCCUUGGUGUGAAUGUGAAUUCAGCCCUGAAUGUGGGAAAUUUGCUUCGGACCAAAACUGUGUCUGGAAUUCCUCCUUUCAUGCUGAAAACAUAUAAGAAGAACAAGCAGCCAGGUCGAAAACCUGGUUUAGCAGGUAAGCUACUUUUUAAACUGCAUACAUCUGCUCAGACUGACAAAGAUAUAUGGCCAAUCACCUGCUUCCUUGUCAGCAAAGGGCGAAGCUAUCAACAGGUGUUAGCCACCCUUAUUCAUGAGGUACCUGCCAGCAGAUACUUAAUGGGAUAUUUCACCCAAAAAUGAAAAUUCCAAUUUCAUCAUAUCAUCAAGGGUCGAAAGGCAGAGCUUGAGAUGCUACAGAAACCGGGUAAAGAUAGUCCAGAAGAACUGCAAUACAAACAUCAGUGUGCCUGGCUCUGCUGCAGUAGUCAGUCUGAACGUGAUAAUGCCCAUGUGUCUCAGACUCUUAACAGACUCCUGCAAACACUGCAGGACAGCAGCAGUAUGGGCCACAUACUACAGGAGAUCAUCACUUUCUCAGUGACGAUUGGACUGCAGUCAAACGGGACAUGUCUUCUCGGACACCUGCAUCUGGCCCACAUGUCCUGUAGCCAAUGUCGAACUGCUGUUCCUCAGGACUUUAUUUUUUACCUCCCAGAGAAAAGUGUCAUCUGAGCGAGUAUAGACUUCAUCACUGAAGCUGGAAGGAAAGGGCCUGAUUUCACUCCUCCACACUUAGUGAAGACAGUGCUGGCAGCAUUAGGCACAGCUGGCAGAAGCUUCUAGUAUCCCCUGGUCAAUUGGAGUUUCAUUCUCUCCCCGCUGAUGAGACUCAAGUUUUGUGAGGUGGUGCAGCAUAAUUUUUUAGAGUUAGCUGCCAGUCAGGUCCAGUCCUCCCAAAGUGCUUAACUUUUCCUUGGGAUUUGGCUUGCACCUCCCUUGGUUCAGAGCUUGAGUCUCAGCUCGGCUCAUCUGUAUGAGUGCAUGAGCUCCUGGAUGAAGCAUGUGGCUAAAGACAAACAGCAGGUGUAUGUGGACAGUCUGGCAUCCCAACAGUUUGAUCCAGACACACGUCCCAAGUGCCUCCCCCUUUGAAUCUCCAUCCUAAAUGGCUUGUCCAAAGCCAUGGCUGUCCCCAACCCUCCCCAGAACUGCUGGACCACCAUGUGCUCUACAACUGAAAAGAUCUACAACCUCAUACCUGUCAGUAUACAGGGAACAUACUUCCUCCUCAGUGUGUUUGCAGCAGAAGUGGUGUCUGGGGCUGACCAUUGUGUGCCUCUUCUCAUUGGCAUCAGAGCCCAGUGGUUUCCAUGGCGACAGUCCUCUCAGACAUCAGAACUGUCCCAUGAUCUGUAUGUCAACCCUGCUACAACUGAGCUGUCAGUGUCAUCAUGCCUACUUGAUAUUCCCCUACAGCAUGAAGCAACUACUUUCCAAAGAGCCAUGUCACAGAAGGUCUAUGAGCUGAUCCUGGUGCAGCAGACAAACACAUGGGAAGAGGCUGUGGACUACUGCAGACAGCACUACAUUGAUCUGGCAAUUAUAAACUCUGAAAAUAUUGUGGUAGAGGCGAGAAACAAGAUCAAACCAGCCCAGACAGAGGAUGUGUGGACCGGCUUGCGCUUCUUAGCUGGUCAUUGGUUCUGGGUAAAUGGAGAUGAUGUUGACUAUACGGCCUGCACCUGGGCUCAUCUGUAUGAGUGCACGAGCUCCUGGAUGAAGCAUGUGGCUAAAGACAAACAGCAGGUGUAUGUGGACAGUCUGGCAUCCCAACAUGAUUCAAAGACAGACCUCAUAGUCAAAAUCACUGAGGCUAAUGUGGAAAAGACAGCUUUCAUCCUAUCCUACCUGACUUAAUGGCAGAGUCCCUCUUCUUGGUCUCUCAAUGACGUCACUAGUACACUUCUCAUGGUGGGGAAUAAGAAGCAAAUCAGUUGGCUUCUCCUGCAGUGCCUCCACCAAUCAUGUUUUGCCUCUAUUCCCAAUACAUGUGUCUCUAAAAGAAUGGAGUGGCUAUUGGACAUAAUGGGCCACAUCAUAAAUGUUGCUUACGGAUCUCCCACUGUCAAAUGUGUCAAUGUUUUGGAGGGAACAUACUUCCUCCUCAGUGUGUUUGCAGCAGAAGUGGUGUCUGGGGCUGACCAUUGUGUGCCUCUUCUCGUAGGCAUCAGAGCCCAGUGGUUUCCAUGGCGACAGUCCUCUCAGACAUCAGAACUGUCCCAUGAUCUGUAUGUCAACCCUGCUACAACUGAGCUGUCAGUGUCAUCAUGCCUACUUGAUAUUCCCUACAGCAUGAAGCAACUACUUUCAAAAGAGCCAUGUCACAGAAGUUGUUUCUAA